AUGCCCUCUACUCUUUUGCUUCCCUACCUCUACCAUCACCCGCCGUCUCCACUCCCGGCUCCCGCCUCUCUCUCUCCCUCCGAAAUCAUCAACCAUCCAUUCACCAUGCCUAUCAAACGUGUAACUAGGAGCUCGAGCCGCAUAUUGGAUGCCACCCCAGCCAACCCCCCUGCCCCUGCUCCCGCCCAUGCUGAAACAUCCCAAACAUCGCAAGGAAGCGGAAACUCACCGCGGAGGACACGUUCUGGACGAAUCCUUGGUCAGAUCGCGUCCGUCGCGACGAAGCUCACCGGAGGACGUCGAGUGCGAAAAACCGCGACGAUCGAAACCAUCGACGAGGUUCAUGACAGCGUUUGCGUCGUCCCAGCCACGGACCCUGACCCUCCCCAACCACGGCAAGCGCCCGCUCCCCGCAAGCGGGGCGGCAAGGCCGCCAAGCAGAUCGAUAGCGGAGAACAUAUGGGUGGUGAUGAUCUUACCGUCCCUUCACUGAAGACCGCGCCUGCUGCCCCGCCCGCGCCGAGCAAGCCUACCGCUGCUAUGAAACGCACGAGGUCUUCUAGGAAGCUCCCGGGAAAGGCUCAGCUCAAGACGGCCGAGCCUGCGACGGUCGACAACCCUCCCGAGCCCACCGCCCCAUCCGUUCCUCCCAUUCAGAAGGGGCCAAGCGUCCCAAAGACCGUCGAGGAGUUCGAGCGCAUCGCGCAGGACAUACGCGAUUUCAAUCACACCGUUCUCACCCGCGCCAACCUUGUGAAGAGGAAGCUCGACUACCAGACCAGCGUCUACGUCGGCAGCAGGCUCACUCUCUGGGACCCACCCAAGGAGGCACUGUACCUCCUUCACAACGCGUACAUCCAGGAGCAGCCCUCCCUCCCGUAUAUGAAUGACCCUCAGGCUGAGAUCAGCUCAGACAACGAGCACCCUGGGGUACGCGAUGCCGACGUGACGCUCCAUGUGCCGGCAGCCUGGGACGAGGAAAACCCCGAUCCAGUAGUCCUUCCUUCCGUCCAUGACGAUCAACGCGAGCCGGCUCCCGUCGAUCCCAUCGCUGAAGGCGACGCCUGUGCUGUUCGGCCCGGUCGCCUGCAACGUGAGGGCGCCGUGAUCCUUGGGCAGCCAGAGAUUCAGCCCGCCCCAGAGUCUCAAUCGACACAAGCGGCUGCCGCAGCGGUGUCGGCGUCUGGCAGCAAUGCUCCGUCCCGACCACGACCCGCCCCUCUCAAACGGCAUAACGCUGUCAACUGGGGCUACCCACCAGGGUACCAUCCCGAAGGCUCGAGCUCUCAGCCGGCGGUCGAAUCUAUCUCUGUUAGUGGCGCUGGUCCUCUGCCUAAGCGUGCCCCUCUCAAGCGGCACAAUGCGGUAAAUCUGGGCUAUCCUGAGGACUACCGUCCGAGCCAGGCGCCGGAGCAGCCGUGCGAAAUUCCCGCGUCCAAUCACGGACCAGCCGUAUCCGUGGACGGACCUGCUACCGCCAUUGUCGGAUCCAACCCAGCCCCCAACGGAAGGGCCGCCCCUCCCAGCGUGUCCGCACCUAGCGCGGUUCGACGACCUGGUCGUCUUCAACGCUCAGACGCAGUCAUCCUGGGAUAUCCCGAAGGUUACACUCCCCGCUCCCCCUGGCCAUCGUGGGUGAUCACCAGGUCAAGCAACGCCGUGGACUCGCAAGCGUCACAGAACCCAGCCGCGGUCCCUCGCCGCCCCCUUUCGCGGUCUCGUGCUCGCGAGGAAGAAUUGGACGAGCAAGCAAUCGAGGCAGACCUCAGCGUCGAAGAAGACCCGGAGACCGCAGAAGCUCGCCUACGCCUCAUCCGGCUUGAGCACGACGUCAACAACGCCCUCAUGUACCGCGAGCCCGGCGCUGUUCGUAAAUCCACCCCCGCACGCCGCCGCUCAGGAAACCCGCUCACGCGGCAGGCCGCCCACUACUUUGACGAGGAUGGGAACGCGAUCCUGUACGACAUCGAGGACGAUGAUGAGAUCGUCCAGCAGGUUAUUGGGCACGUCUUGCACGAGGUCGCGGAGGAGCGCGCGGCGCGCCUUGGGCCGUCCGGCUCUCAGGUCCCCUUGACACUCCACGAGCCUGGCCCUGGGCCUAGUGCUGCUCCCGCAGAAUCUCAUUCGCAGCCGCAGCCGUCGCAGCCCGGAGUGCAGCCCAAGCCGAAGGCGACUGGAGCGUUCUCCUCAGGGAUGAGCGCGUUCGCGCCGCGUCCUGUCGGGAACUCUCUCGGCAACGCUAAGGGUCAAGCUGCUCCAACUUCGCCCGACAAGGGCAAGAAGCGCGCACGCGAGUCCGACGACGCCCCACAGUCGCUCACGCUCUGGGGCUACGCUACGUCGGCAGGACCGCUGAAGGUCAACGUAUCGCUCUUCCCGAUUCCGAAGCGGCAGAAGCUAUCUGACGCUCGUGCUGAUGCUGCGACUGCGGAAGAUGGGGGCGCUGCUGCUUCGCCGGAUGUGCAGCCUCGACUAACGGGCGGCGCGAAGCGUUCCCGAGAAGAGUUUGAGGAAGACGGGGCGGACACAGGGACGGCGGAGGAGGCGAGCCCUGCGAAGAAGUCUCGUGUCGAUACUCAAUGAGUAUCAUGCAAAGGUUUGACAUUUCAUAUUCUCUCUUGUGAAGUACCUGUAGUUUAAUAAGUCGUCGGACUUCGGACGACAAUGUCU
Messenger RNA from Dichomitus squalens LYAD-421 SS1, 2670 nucleotides. RefSeq lists its product as uncharacterized. Bases 1 to 2583 code for a protein of 860 amino acids. The record is from RefSeq and is a predicted model, not a curated record. Lineage: Eukaryota; Fungi; Basidiomycota; Agaricomycetes; Polyporales; Polyporaceae. The transcript is spliced from 4 exons.